Anisakis simplex (herring worm) is the source of this 1773-nucleotide messenger RNA. Lineage: Eukaryota; Metazoa; Nematoda; Chromadorea; Rhabditida; Anisakidae. The record is from the annotation of a GenBank genome assembly.
AUGGACAUUUCAACAACUGACACGUUGGACUCUGUUGAGAGUAGGACGGAUAGCGUAAACUCGGACAAAAAACUUCGUGUGCAAAUCACUGAAGAGGAUUUGUUGUGUGUUAAUGGCUGCGGUUUUUACGGUACUCCACAGUGGAAAGGAAGAUGCUCGAAAUGCUGGCGUGCUUAUCAAAUUCAACAGAAGAAGACACAAGACUUUGCCAAGAAUAGAGAAUUGCUAAGUUUUGAAAAAUUCGAAGGUCGUCGUAAACUGUCCACUGAAAGUCGUAGUUUAACACUGAAAGCGAUCCUUCGAAAAUCACCGUCAGUGAACGUUAAUACGACGCCUGAACAGGCGAUUUCUAGUGGUUCAGCACCAUCUCAAUCAACGCUGCCAUCACCCGGCUCGCAGAGAAGUAAUGUUCAUCAGGGUUGCAGAAGACGUGAUUUGAGUGAGGAAAGUCGUAUGGCAUGCGAUCACUUCAGUGAAUACCUCAAGAAGAAUCUGCCGUCUACAGCAGCCACUGAGAUUUGGCGUCAGACUCGGCAUGCAAUCUCUAAGAUCACUGAGAAGCGUUACACCUUUCAGCAACAAAGUAACACAAUCAGUAUGGAUGAUCUUUCUGGAAUGGUGCAACAUUUCUAUCAGGUUCUAUCUGAUCGUAUACGACACAGCUCCAUAAUUAAUGAUUCGAAUGUAUGUGUAACAGUUGAAGAGUUAAUGGCUGAAAUCGAACAAUACGUCUGUGUUCGUGCAUAUAGCACACUUUUUUGUGCAAGAGCCGAUGAAGAGGUUGCCGAUCUGUCACUACAAGAUCGUAUCCGCUCGUUGAAUUGGGUCACCGCUGGAUUUCUGGAAACAACGCUCGAUUUCUCUCAACAAAUGGUUUGUGAUAAACUGGAUGAAGCAAUCACGGAAAUGAUCGAUAUAAACAGUCAUCGAGGUGCAGCAGAAAAGUUGAGUUGUUUAGUGCGAUGCUCAAAAAUGAUAUUCGAGGCCCUCAAAGAAAGUCGAUCAGGUGCUCCGGCGAGUGCUGACGAAUACUUACCUGUACUGAUAUACGUAUUGCUCAAAGGUAAUCCACCACUAAUUCAGUCGAACGUCAAAUUUAUUAGUCGUUUCGCGUUGCCAUCCAGAGUGAUGAGUGGUGAAUCAGGCUAUUACUUCACAAAUUUGAGUUGUGCUCUUCAGUUCAUUCAGAAUAUGAACGCAGAUAGUUUGAAGAUGCCAAGAGAAGAGUUUGAAGCGUACACAUCAGGCAAUCAAGUACCACCACUGAGCGAGAAAAAUUGUGGUUGCAAUCAGGCUAUUCGUUCAAUGGAGAAUUCGUUGUCUCAAAUCCGUGAACUACUCGAUCGACAGCGUGAGUUGGCCGGAAGAAUAGAAGCAUUCGAAUUGCGGGUGCAGAGGGAAAACGAUGAAUUUCUGUCAGAGAUUCGCGACAUUUUGAACGAAUAUCCAUCGGCCGAAUUGCAACGUUUCAAUGAGCAAAUCGCUCAAGAGGAAGAGCUAACAAUGUCAGCGUGUUCGCUGACAUCACUGUCGAUCGACAAUUCUCGAACUUCUUCUCGAGAUCAUGAGGAUGAAGACGAGCCAAAUACGCUGAAUAUAAGAAAAAUGGUGAAAGCUGUCACAGAGACAUUACUUGAAGUGAGUACACCUGAAUGUGAAGAAUCUAAAGAGAUUGGCACAGACAUGAGUUCGAAUGGAGAAGAAGCAGAAAAGAAUGGAGCACAAGGGGAGGAGGAUGGCGCUGUGUUGGUGGAUCAUCAAUCUUCAAAAUAA